Magallana angulata is the source of this 719-nucleotide messenger RNA. RefSeq lists its product as uncharacterized. Lineage: Eukaryota; Metazoa; Mollusca; Bivalvia; Ostreida; Ostreidae. The transcript is spliced from 6 exons. The coding region runs from base 38 to 622 and encodes 194 amino acids. The record is from RefSeq and is a predicted model, not a curated record.
CAGACAGGUUCUCUGUUUAGUUCGUAAAAUAAAACAAAUGAAAGUUGCACAGCUGCUUUGUUUACUUUGGAUAUUGUAUUUAAACACUGAUGUUCUAGCUCAGAGGCAAAGAGGUGUUAGAAAAGAAAAUACAAGGAAUGAUGAACCGGGUUAUGGUAGGAGACAAGCUUCGCCAAGUAUAGGAAAACCAGCAGAGAGUAGGGAGAGGAACCGAAAUGAUGGAAGGAAUAGAGGUCAUAGGCAAAGAGGUGCUAGAAAAGGAAAUACAAGGAAUAGUGACAUACGUUAUGGUCGGAGACAAGCUUCGCCAAGUAGAGGAAAACAAGCAAAAGGAAGGGAGAGGAACCGAAAUUAUGGAAGGAACGGAGGACGAAGACGAGCAUCUCCUGAACCAGUUUUAACAGAGCGGAAAAUGAUGCAAACUCUUUGUAAACAUUGCAAUAAUAGAGACCCAAACAGCGCAAACUGUCGAUCUGUUUGCCAAGAAUCAAACAGCCCCGACGGUAGCAGAGCUUUCUCUAGACAACUCGGAGAUUCGUUUUGCUACUUUUGUGAAAACUACCGAAGCAACUGGAGUUAUUACCAAUUAUGCAGAAAUCGGUUAUGUGCAGCAGGAAAGUAGUGGAAAAAAUCGUUAUUUUUUGUUUUGAGAAAUAAUAAAAACAAUCUAUUUUUUAUUCAUUUUGCUGUUAAAUGAAUAAAAGUGAGCAAGCCAGAAA